GUUAGCAUCGACAUAGAAUAUCUGUUGAUUUUAAUAUUAAUGACUAGCAACACUGACAAAAGGCGGGAGGUCGAACUGUCAAAGUGAGAAAAGAAUGGAAGUUUUGUUUGUUAAAAAGUUUAAGAAAGUUGUAAGAAAUUAAAACAAGUGUUGAUUGUUAUGUUGUGAUUCUGAGAGAAUAAAACUUUAUUUAAGAUACUUUUGGUGCAGUUUUAAUGGAAGAAGACUUACAGUUUCAGAAGUGGUAUAAGACCUUUGCUAAUUAUUUCCGCAUUAUUCUCAUCCUGAGAAAAAGUUUUCUAGCACUAGCGAAACUAUAUAUUAGUGUGAGAACAUUGUUUAUGCAUCGUGAACUACAUUAUGGAGGGCGUCAGUGAUUAUAUGCAAAGUAGUCGCAAAAAUACAUCACGUAAACGUCGCCGUCGACACUCAAAAAACGCGGAUCGUAAAACAGAAACGAGUAAGAGACGCCAUCAUACGAAAUCAAAACAUGUUUCGGAUGAAAGAAGGGAUGGAGUACAGAACAAAGGAGAAAAGGGCCGUCGUACGUCUCGGAAGUUUAGACGUCGUUCGAGUUCGAGGCAUCGGAGUCGGUCGAGAUCGUCGUGCAGACUUGACACCAGGAAGGACUCAUGGCCGAUCGAGGUCAUUGAGCAGCCGUCUUACGGAUUCGUCGCGACGUACGUCUCAUAGCCGUUCGAGUUCGCGCUGCCAGCGUAGUUCGAGACUACGACAUCGUGACCGCACACGUCGUCACCAGAGUAUGUCACCAGAAGAUAACAAAGUGAGUCGUUCCAAUUUUAAAGACACUACAUUUUUGCUAACUGAAUUGAUUAAAUCAAUAUCUAGUAGUCGUUCCGAAGGAAAUAAGUUCCCCAUGUUAGGCAAUGUGAUACCAGAGUUUGAUCCCAUGUCUAAAGGCCAAACUAUUGAGAUGUGGCUUAAUAAAGUGGAAGAAUGUGCUCAAUUGUAUAAAUGGGGAGAUGAUCAGAUAAUUCAUUAUGCUCUUCCUAAACUUAGUGGUGUAUCCCGGACAUGGUAUCAGAGUCUCCCAUCGAUGUCGUUUUCGUGGACCGAAUGGAAAUAUAAAUUAAGGGAGUCAUUCCCGUCCACUGAUGAUUAUGCAGAACUCCUUAACGAAAUGUUGUCAAAAAGGGUUAAAUUUAACGAAUCUUUAGAAUUAUAUUUCUAUGAAAAAAUCAACCUCCUUAAUAGAUGUGACAUAAAAGGUAAAAGGGCAGUAGAUUGCCUACUAUACGGAAUAGAAGACCGCAGUAUAAGAUUAGGUGCUAAAGCAACAAAAUGUGAAGAACCGGAACAAGUUUUGAAAUAUUUCCAAUCAAUUAAACAGCAAUCUCGAGAGUUACAUUUUAAAACAAGGAACAACUUUGAUAAAAGGAACAAUAAUAACAUACCAAAUAACAUAUCACAUAACAUAUCAAGGAACACAAAACCUUAUGAAAGGACCAAAUCUAUAACAUGUUUUAAUUGUAAUGAAACCGGCCAUUAUAGUUAUAACUGUCAAAAAAAAGAAAUUAAGUGUAGUAAUUGCAAUAGACUUGGACAUUUAGCUAAUGUUUGUAAAGAUGCAUCAAAAAAAAGAAAAUGAAAAGUCAGUUAUGGCAUUAUCUACAAAUAUGAAUGAAAAUGAUAAAUAUCAUAUUAAUUUAAAAAUAAAUGGUCAGCCUUUACAAGGGUAUGUUGAUUUGGGUAGCCAGUGCACCUUGUUACGUCAUAGUGCUGCAGAGAAAUUAGGUAUCCAUUGGUCUUCAGAACAACCAUUACCUACAAUGCGUGGCAUUGGCAAUCAUGUUGUUUUACCACUCGGUAAAGUAACUAUUAAUAUUGAAAUUCAGGGUAUUAUGCAAUCAGUUGACAGUUAUAUUGUUGAGAAUAAUGUUAUUAAGUAUGACAUAUUAAUUGGCCAUAGUUUUACUGAAUCUCCAGGCAUAACCAUAACUAAAACCACUGAUGCUUUGAUUUUUAGACGAGCCGUACCAACAAAAUUAAGACUUAUUCUUUUAAAUGAUAUUUUGAUUCCUCCAAAGGAGACAUAUGUGAUAAAGGUAAAAAGUGAUGUUAGUUAUUCAGGCACAAUAAAUGUUAACGGCUCUCUACGUGGGUAUGAUGGUAAAGAAUACUAUCUUAUGCCUGGUGAAUACAACGUAGUGAAUGGAGUCAGCGCAUUAUUGAUACAAAACCUAUCAAAUAAUAAUUUAUCGUUAAAACUUGGGUCAUUAAUAACACGUGCCUUACUCACAGAUUCUAUAUUAGAUGUAAAUUUAUUAGAUUUUAGUGAUACAAAUAUUAGUAAUUCAAUAAACUAUGACAACAAAUUAUCCAAUGAAGAAAUAUUUCAACUUAAAAAUAUCUUACAAAAGUACAGCCAAUGUUUUUCUUGCAAUAUGAUGGAUUUAGGUUAU
Molecule: messenger RNA, 2423 nt
Organism: Helicoverpa armigera (cotton bollworm)
Lineage: Eukaryota; Metazoa; Arthropoda; Insecta; Lepidoptera; Noctuidae
Exons: 1
Coding region: 491-1609 (372 amino acids)
Biological process (GO): positive regulation of cytoplasmic translation
Cellular component (GO): cytoplasm
Molecular function (GO): translation regulator activity; mRNA binding; single-stranded RNA binding
Source: RefSeq, a predicted model, not a curated record